AUAGGCCUACUCCAGCGCUCUCACACAUUCAUUCAUAGUGGAAGCGCCACAGCAUGCUGAAAUCCGACGUCUGGGCGCACAACUUGCGGGAUGUUUAUGGACUUAGAGAAAGUGAAGACCAUUCCAACAUGCAUUCUUUCUGAGUAAAGGGAUAUCUCGCAAGCCGACACGGAUGUCUUGUUUUCAGGCGAAGGGACAUUACUUGAGGAAGCCUGGACUCUUUAGCGACAUUGGUUCGCCAACCAAAGUGGAUUGCCUUUUUGAUUGUAACUUAUCGGAAUUAAAAACAAGAGAUCUUGAGGAGGAACUCGAGGAAAACUUGAAAAGGCUAGGUGCCCCAGCCGGGGAAAUGUUCCAAGGGUUCCCCGGAGACCUCGAUACCGGCUCUCGUGGAAGCUCAUCUCCCUCUCUCGAAUACCUGUCCUCCGUAGACUCCUUCGGGAGCCCUACAACUACAAGCGCUCCUACACAAGAGUGUGCAUCGACUGCUAGUGCGCUAAUAGGCCCAGCAGGCAGCAGCAGUAGCAGCAGCAUCGGCGGCGGGACAGCGGCAGCGGCAGCAGCAGCAGCAGCAGCAGCAGCGGGCAUCAGUGGAGCUGGAGGGUUGGAAAUGCCCGGCUCCUUCGUGCCUACGGUGACCGCAAUCACCACCAGCCAAGACCUGCAGUGGAUGGUGCAGCCCACCCUGGUGUCCUCCGUGGCCCCUGGCCAGCAAGGAGGGGGGGACCCCUCCUCCUCCGCGGCCGCUGGGGCCCCACCGUCCACCACCAUGACCCAGCCGGGGGCCCUGGGGGUGGGGGACCCGUACGACCUGCCGGGGCCCAGCUUCUCCUCCUCCUCCGCGGGGACCGGGCCUGGAUUCAGCCCGCCGCCGCCGUGCUCCGACACCCCUGGCCCCGUACGUCCGUCUCGGGCUCGCAGCAGACGCUCACGAGAAGAGAGUUUGACUCCGGAAGAGGAGGAGAAGAGGAGAGUGAGGCGGGAACGCAACAAGCAGGCGGCCGCCAAGUGCCGCAACCGCCGGCGUGAGCUUACAGACAAGCUGCAGGGAGAGACAGACAUCCUGGAGGAGGAGAAGGCAGAGCUGGAGGCGGAGAUCUCGGAGCUGCAGAAAGAGAAGGAGAGGCUGGAGUUUGUCCUGGUAGCGCAUCAGCCAACCUGCAAGAUGCCCUACCAGGAGCAUCCGCAUCCGCAGCAGCAUCCGCAGCAGCACCAGCCGCAGCAUCAGCACCAGUUGCCUCCAUCCUCCAUGGGCCUCCAGCAGCAGCAGCAGCAGCAUCAGCUGCUCACUGCCCAUCCCCAGCUGCCCGCCGCCGUGUCCGUGGUGGGACUGAGUGUGAAGGACGACUCGUUCUACCUGCCUCCCGCCUACUCGUCGCACCUGCCGCAGCAGAUCACCGCGGCGCCCACGCCUGGCACCGGCGUCACCGGCCAUCACCAUCAUCCACAGCAGGCUGGGAUGAUCCAGGAGGUAGCCUUUUCUACUUCUUUCUAUGGGCAAGUUGAGGUGGCGCAGGGCAGCCCGUGUCCUCCCGCCGCUACCCCUGCCGCCGCCGCUGCUGCUGCUGCUGGCGGUGGUGGUGGUGGAGGUGGUGGUGGAGUAAUGGUUGGUGGUGGUGGUGGUGGUGGUGUAAACAAUCACGAGACCAGCACCAGUGGCACCGGUGGCUGCUGCAACCCCUCAUACACGUCUUCAUUUGUGUUCAGCUACCCAGAGGGAGUCUGCGGGGCCAUCGGCAAUCACUGGACCAGCAGUAGCGAGCAGUCCUCAGACUCCCUAAACUCGCCCUCGCUUCUGGCGCUCUGAUUUAAUGAUGACUCGCCACAACGCUCUUCCUUCUCCUUCCACACAGCAGUACCUACCUGCAGUGCUACCUACCUACCUUCUCUUCUCUCUGUGCCGUAUACCGUAUGCUCUCCUACGUGGCAUAUUUUUCACUCUCUUUACUUGCCCCAAGCUGGCUAACGGGAGGAAAAUGUGUUGCAUGAUGCAUAUGUACUGUACGUAUAACAGAGACGUAUUGACAGUAGCUGAGCAGACUCAGUUGUACUUCAAUACACUUUAAUAGUUUUUACAUUUAAAUGUAAACUUACUGAUGAUGUCACAUCAGGCUGAUUAUAUGAGCCAAUGAUACAGUAACAACCUAUAGUGAGUCAUUGAUAUGAGCCCUUCAUUAGAUACCCAGAUGAUGAAAUGAUUUAAAUGAUUUUUGAAAUCACAGUUCAGGUUGACAGAGGUUGACGUCUGGAUUACACUGUCCAGUCAGUGUAAUGUAAUGCAAAGCAAAGUUGGAUUUGAUGUAGUUUUGACUCUUGGUCUGUGCUACAAUUCAUAGCCUCGUCUUUUUACACUCUCUUACCAGGAGAGACACAUACUAUACGCACAUACACAUGUAAAUACAUUUAAACCACUUGCAUGUGAGAUGCUUGCUCCUCACCUGCGUUUAUGCAUCCACAUUUACUCCCCUUGCUGCCAUUAUGUGUUUUUUCUCUUAUUUCCCUUUGCGUUUUGUUCUCUCCACCUCUGUCCUGUCCGCUCACUGACUGUCUGCAGAAUGUAUUUUAGAAGAGGAGAGAGGAGCUGUGGAGGUGCGUGAGGGGACUUGUGAUUUUAGUAUCUUGUCUAAGACGUCACCUCAACCUCUCCCUCUCUCUCUCUCCCUUGCACUCUUCCUCUGCCAAUUUCCUGAUUUAUCAAAAAAAAGGCUGGAACUUGGAAUUAUGGGAAGGUUUUUUUCCCCGCCCCUUGUCUUAUUCUUCCUCUGUUUUUUUUUUCCUUGCAUCAUUCUCUAUCAGCCAAAUCUCCAUAUCUGUUUUCUCCUAUUUUUUCUCCUAUUUCUUUUGUGUUUCUGUCUCUGCUCUGUCUUUGAAGUCGUCCACAUCAGAGAGCCCCCCGGCCCCCGACAGCCCCUGGGACCUAGACUGAACUCCUGAACUGCUCCUUCAACAUCAGCCUCCUCCUUCUUCAACCAACGCCUCCGCUCAACCACUCCCUCCCUCCCUCCCUCCCUCCCUUCACCUGGCCUGGACCUGCCAACAGAAGACCGGCGCAGAGCGGAGCUUAUUGCACUUCAAAAUGAAAUAAAAAACAAAGAGAGAAAGAUGAUUUUAAAAAAAUGUAAAGGAGAGAAGCAAGCGGUGGAAGGACGCAACGUCGUCCACGUGUCAGUCAGUGACGACACGCAAACUAGGAGGACUUGCUACAUGCUGUGUGGAGACAGAUGAGAUAAGACGAGACGUGCCUUGUCUUGGUCUCCAGGAGUGCUGGACGGUCCCCUGGUUUUACACACCGUCAGCCGAGCUGAUUUGACUUAUUGAUUGUUUAAGCAUGUUCAAUGCAAAAGGGAAAGGCCGUCCAGUUAUCGGAGUGUUUCAGGCAAAGGGCUUUUUCAGCCUCACGGUCAAAAAAGAAAAAAAAAGAAAAUAAAAGAAGCAUAAAAUCAACAUAUUAAUAAAAAAUAUAUAUUUUAAAAAAUAAAUUAUCCCUCGGUUUCAGGGGUAAGGCAGAACAGUUGUAUUGUCCGAGGGUCUCAGUAUGGUUUUGUGUAUGGUUCUUCCUUCUCUUGUUGUAUAUUUGUAUUUUUUCCGUUGUUAUUGUGUGUUCCAAAAAAUAGUGUUAAACUUGACUGAAAAAAAGAGGCAUAUUAGAUUGUUAAGUGUUUCUUUAUUGUUACUUCAGAAAAGAGACCCUUUUGCCGAUUAUUUUCAUGCAGGUGACAUUUCUGUGACAUGGAAAGAAAAGUAUUUAUGGAGAUAUGGAGAAGAACCGUAUAUUGCCUUUGGAUUGGUGGGCUUUGUGAUUCUGUGGUUUGUGGCAGGUUUGCUCUGAACAUUGCAAGUGGAUUUUGGCUCUGCACCCGUUUUCUUUUUGCAGGCCUCGUAGGUUUAUCUGAAGACUCUGCUCUUUGAUUUUUUUCCUCAGACUAAUACUCCAAUGGUUAAAAAUCGAAAGAGAAAAAGAGAAUUGCUUUAUUUAGGGAGUAUAAUGUCAUCCGAGGAAUAGCCGUUGUUGAAUGUGUGUGUUUGACAAAUCCUUGGUUUUAGAGUAUGAGGUAUAACCUGACCUCCCAUAUCAACGACAGUAAUGUUAUAUGCUUAUAUAAACCUAUAACACCAAGAUGUCACAUACAGUUAUACAGUAUACUAUAAUACAGACUGUAGGGUCCUAACCAUGUGAGCAUGGUGAGAUCCAAUCACUAACUCACUGCAUGUAAUCUUACAAUAUGCCCGAGUAUACUAUUGCUUUUGCUCUGAAAUGGAUGUUGUGGUUGGUGAUGUGUGUAUGUGUAUAUCCCUUUCAUUUGCAUUUUGAGAAGGUCGAUUGUGGCUUGGUUGAACAGCAGACACAGGUGGUAGUUCUACUCAGCUAUAGUUUGAUCACUUCUUAUAAAACUGUCGGGUAAAUCAUUGAAACUGUGUUUUUUUUUCCUUGAAUCUUGGAGCAACGGCAAGUUGUGUGUUAAAUGUGCAUAAAUGAUUCAAAAAUCAUAUUGCUGAGCCAUGUUUGAGUCCUAUCACAUGCAUACUCUGUAACUCUAAAACCAUGAAUUUGACAACAACACAGAUAACUGACUUCAUUUUAAGUAAGUGGUGGAUGAAAUUACGUAAUAUUCUCAUUUUGUUUUGAGAUUUAACAUUGGAAUAUUUGUUUAAGGAAGUUGUUGAGGGUAAGCACAAAAAAAGAGAAAACAAGACACAAGAAGGAGAUGUCUUUAAAUAUGAAUCCUUUAUUUUCCUGUGAAAUGUUAUUAAUAUUAUGUUUACUUUAAGCAUUUAAAUGUUUAACUGUUGAUUUUAGAGUUUUGAACUUUUUUUGUUGUUCCUCCCAUUUUCUUGUGCCAUUGCUGCCGAAUAGAUGCAUUUUGUGAGCCUUACAAUAGUAUGUUUGUCUACUGUUGUCCUUUUUUGUUUAGACUAUUUCAUCUGAUUCGGUUUGGCAACGUAUAGGAGAGUGUGUUGUCCACUUAACUUUUUUAUGUACAAGUAUAGGUUUAUAUGCAUGUGUGUAUAUAUCUAUACACACAAAUAUAUGCUAACAAACAGUAUACAUACACAUGUUACUUAUACACACAGUAUACUGUACAUGUACACAGAUUGUAAAAAAAUAUUUGAAUAUAAAAUUGCUAUUUUUGUCAAUGAACAAAGUGGGGUAAAACAGUUUAAGUCUGUCUGGUUUUAAUUAUAUUUUUCUUAAAGAAAAAAAAAUAGUUCACUGCCCUUAUCCUCAAACAUGAGACCUAAUUGGUAUGAACACUAACAUGAUAAUCAUAUGAUAAGCACCACUGUGCUACUGUAUAAUGUUGCAUGUAGUUACAGGAUCAUUUAAACAUAAUUACUGUUUUGAUAAAUGCACCUACCAUUCAUGCUGCCACAAUGUAGGUCAAUGCCAUUAUGGACAAGGCAUGACAGACAAUGGAAAAUACAUAUUUGGGUAGAGAUUAUUAUGGGAAGAUGGGUGGGCUUAUUGAAUUUGCAAAAUGAACUGUAUUUUUGCAUUCAUUGUAAUGGGUCAUAUUUGGGUUGAAAUCAUGGUGCGUAUUCUGGGGCUUGAACUUUGUUUUUUGUUUUUACCCGAGAGGGUUUAUAAGGGGAUUGGCAUAGCAGGUUAAGGGGAAGCCCUCAGUAGGCAGCUAGUUAAUGCAUUUGAAGAAUGUCCAACAGAGGGUAAACCUCCAGCAGUCAUGUCAUACAUGUUAUUGAAGAAUUCCAAAUCCAACUACCCUGCCAAAGCAUUAAAAUCAAUGUGG
This is a messenger RNA of Engraulis encrasicolus (European anchovy), 5747 nucleotides long. RefSeq names its product FBJ murine osteosarcoma viral oncogene homolog B (gene fosb). NCBI's taxonomy places the organism in Eukaryota, Metazoa, Chordata, Actinopteri, Clupeiformes, Engraulidae. Gene Ontology annotation, biological process: regulation of transcription by RNA polymerase II. The record is from RefSeq and is a predicted model, not a curated record. Gene Ontology annotation, molecular function: RNA polymerase II cis-regulatory region sequence-specific DNA binding; DNA-binding transcription factor activity, RNA polymerase II-specific. The coding region runs from base 173 to 1807 and encodes 544 amino acids. Gene Ontology annotation, cellular component: nucleus. The transcript is spliced from 5 exons.